AGGAGGCGUUCGAAGAAUUGGCAGAGGCGGCCGAGGCUGACGAGGCGAAGGCCGACGAUGAAGUGGCAGGAGCUGGGGAGGCGGGAGAGGAAGAUGCAUACGCGGAACAUGAUGGCGAAGAGCGGGUAGAGGAAGAUGGUGCGGACGAGGAUGCCGAGGAGGAGGAGGAGGAGGAAGAAGAGGAGGAGGAGGAAGAGGGGGAUGGGGAGGAGGAGGAGGAAAGGGAGGAAGAGGAGGAAGAUGAGGAAGAGGAGGAGGAGGAGGAGGAGGAGGAGGAGGAGGAAGAAGAGGAGGAGGAGGAGGGGGAUGAGGCGGAAGAAGAGGAGGGAGGGGAGGAGGCAGUCGGGGUGGAGGGCAUGCAGUUGUGUUGAACUCCGGAGUGGGCCCGCCGGACACAAUUGA
This is a messenger RNA of Closterium sp. NIES-67, 402 nucleotides long. NCBI's taxonomy places the organism in Eukaryota, Viridiplantae, Streptophyta, Zygnematophyceae, Desmidiales, Closteriaceae. The record is from the annotation of a GenBank genome assembly.